Messenger RNA from Sinocyclocheilus anshuiensis, 1873 nucleotides. RefSeq names its product aristaless-related homeobox protein-like. Gene Ontology annotation, molecular function: DNA-binding transcription factor activity, RNA polymerase II-specific; RNA polymerase II transcription regulatory region sequence-specific DNA binding. The transcript has 5 exons. Gene Ontology annotation, biological process: regulation of transcription by RNA polymerase II. The coding region runs from base 14 to 1240 and encodes 408 amino acids. NCBI's taxonomy places the organism in Eukaryota, Metazoa, Chordata, Actinopteri, Cypriniformes, Cyprinidae. The record is from RefSeq and is a predicted model, not a curated record.
UCUGUAAGACUUCAUGAAAGCCAGAGAUAUGAGCAACGAAGCAGAGGGGGAUAAUCCAGAUCAAACAAACUGCAAAUGUAAAUCACAUACUCUGUUGUCCUCGUACUGCAUCGACAGUAUUCUAGGAAGGAAAAGUCCCUUAAAAGUUAAAGCAACACCAAACAGUUUGUGGCCCCUUCAACCAGACAUGCACCUGCCGCCGAAGCUCCGCCGCCCCUUCGCCCCGUUGACAGACUCCUCCAUUCACACAGACGAAAAUGAGGCAGGGGGCCCAAGACUGCUACACACAGCCUGUGGAAAAUUAAAAAUGACAGAGGCCUCGCUUGUAAACACCAGUCGUGCUAGAUUGUAUCAGGAGCAUGCUUCUCUACAGUCAUGUAGAGACACAUCUUGUCCCACGCCAAGACCAGAGGAGGAAGAAACUGACAAUGAAAGACUAAGUAGAAAGACAACUGUGUCUCCGGGUCUAAUGGGACUGCAAGAACGAGAGGCAUAUUUGAAACACAGUGAGGAAACUACUUUAUCAGCGGGAAGUGACACUGAAGAUGGGAUGUUAAAACGAAAACAGAGGAGAUACCGGACCACAUUUACCAGCUAUCAGCUUGAGGAGCUGGAAAGAGCUUUUCAAAAGACUCAUUAUCCAGAUGUUUUCACAAGGGAGGAAUUAGCAAUGAGACUUGAUCUUACAGAAGCACGAGUGCAAGUCUGGUUCCAGAAUCGACGUGCAAAAUGGAGGAAAAGGGAAAAGGCGGGGGACCAGUCACACACUCUGAGCCUACACUAUCCUGGAACCCCCCCUGCUGCACAGCCCUUGUGUCAUUACCUGAGUGGGAAUCCUUUUUUCCCAAACCCACAUCCAGCUAUUGAUUCAUCUUGGCCUGCCCCACUCCAAAGACUGGCUCAGCCUCCCCCAAACCCUGCCUCCCCUCAUGGCUUCAGUGCUCUGUUAGGGGCGGCCAUGUUUAGACAGCACGCUUUCCUUAACCCCACUUUUGGAAGACUUUUUACAAGCUUAGGUCCAAUGGCACUGCAAAGGAUACCCCUUCCUGCCAUCGAGAGUCCAAUUCAACGCUCCCACCUCACCAACAACCUUCUCUCCUCUUCACCACCCUUACCUUCAUCUCCAACGGUGGACCUCCGCGCUUCCAGCAUAGCAGCACUGCGUCUAAAAGCAAAGGAGCAUUCUGCUCAGCUGACUCAUAUCACAGCUGCUGGAAUGGCUGGAAAAGAUGAGUGCUAAGACUCACUCUCACUUGAGAGAUGGCAAAAGACCAAAGUCAAGCAGAAGCAUUGAUAUCUGGAGAGUUAGGUGAUUAUUAAUAGAUACAUUAAUAGACACAUGUUCAGUCUCUGGAAGUUGAACUGUAGCAUUCUAAAGCUUUUUUGUUUGUUUAGUGUUGGUUGUUAAUGAGUACUGAAUGUUUUUUUUUUCAUUAGUUGAAUGAUCUUUUUAGAUAAUUUCAUCCUGUUUUCAUUAGGAAAUGGAUAAAACAAUCAUCAAACUUAACAGGACAAGCUGCUUUUAAUCUGUUACACAUCCAACACUUUUUCAAGGUUUGUUCUGUAACAGUAAAAGGGAUGUAUUUAUUCUGCAUCAUACGAUUUUAGGAUUUCUUAAGGCUGCACUUCCUGUGUUCACAGAAUAGUACUAAAAUAGUAUAAGUAUAUGGUUAUGUUGCCAUGCAUUACCAUGAGCUUUAUUAUAUUUUAUUAAACCUAUGAGCCACCAUUCAGGGAAAUAAACAAAAUAUCCAUAUGCUUCUCUUGAUGAAUUAGCCAGGGAAAAUAAGAAAAUGUGAAAGUAAAAAACAGUAACGUUUUGUGUUGUCUUAAAAUUCCUUCUGUAUUUAAUGCUUUAAAUAAAUGGACGAUG